Molecule: messenger RNA, 102 nt
Organism: Plenodomus lingam JN3
Lineage: Eukaryota; Fungi; Ascomycota; Dothideomycetes; Pleosporales; Leptosphaeriaceae
Source: RefSeq, a predicted model, not a curated record
AUGCUCCGGUUCAAUCCAGGUUUGCCUCAUAAGACCACGGCGCACACGAUAGGAAUCGGGCAGUUAAUGAUCACGUGGCUAAAUCUCGAUACUUCUGUUUAA